Messenger RNA from Triticum aestivum (bread wheat), 1318 nucleotides. Its product is annotated as ATP-dependent RNA helicase DRS1. NCBI's taxonomy places the organism in Eukaryota, Viridiplantae, Streptophyta, Magnoliopsida, Poales, Poaceae. The transcript has 3 exons. The coding region runs from base 224 to 940 and encodes 238 amino acids. The record is from RefSeq and is a predicted model, not a curated record.
UCUGCUCAUAUAAAAGCACGAACGCAAAUGUCCCAACCCUAGAAUCGCUGUUUUUCCUCUCGCUCCUCCUGUGGGCGGCGCCGCCGCUGCGCACAGAACACAUCCUCGCCAGCGUAGCUUCUCCGGCGUCCGGCCAACGCGCUCACUAGCCUCCCGCCUUCCUCCACAUCUCCUCGCCUCCACCCCAUCCAGUUCGUGCCAUUCGCUGCUCCAAGACAAGGGCAUGGCACUCGGCGGCUGCGGCAACGAAGCUGAUGGUGCACGAGCCAACCAUGAAGGCAGUAGCACGGGGCAGCGACAGCAGCAUGGAGGGCGUCCUCUUGUUUGGGAAGGUAAUGGAACUGCAAAUAGGAGUGGCAGCGGCGACCAGGAUGCAUGUCAUAUAAUUUACUUGUUUACUAUUCAAACCUUGAAGAUACGUGCUGAAGAAGAUCAAGAGAAAGAGAGAGAUAUAGAUAAAGAAAUUGAUCCAAGUGCAUUGCUAAUGGAUACCACAAUGUUUGAUGAAACAAACCCAAUAAUGGAGUGGCUGAAUGAGGAUGUAGAGGAUCCGAUUGUGGAUGGAGCUGAUGCAGCUAGUGCUGUUUUUGAGCAAAUAAGGCGCCUCAACUCAAGCAGGAAGGCGUCUUAUGUUGGUUCAAAGGGUAAUAACAAGAAAAGAAAGAGGAAUGAUGAUGAUGAGAAUGAGUUUCUUGAAACUGAGAGUGAGGAUGAUGAAGAAGAGAAUGAAUAUGUUGAUAAUGACAUCGAGGAUGAUGAUGGGGUGAGUGAGGAUGAUGAGGAUGGUGAACAAGAUCAGCUAGAGACACAAAUGCAACUUGAAGAAGAGACACAAGUACAAGUUCAAAAGGAGGCACCAACAAGCACUGGCCAUUUGGAGACUAGAUCUGGACGACUUAUAAGGAAGAAGACCAAGAACGUCAACAGCCUCUACUCGUAAAUUUGAAAUGGCACGUGAGCAAAGGAUAUCAAGAAGCUUUUGGAUGUUGGGAAGCUUGGAGCUGAUGCUUCAAAUAAGCUGAUGGUUGUCUUUUGGAGAUGUUUCUAUGUUUAAUGCUUUAAAGUCUUUUGGCUGCACUGGACUAUUUAAACUUUGAACUAUGCUGUGAUGGUUGAACUGAUGCUGGACGGUUAAGGAUUUAUGUCAGAGGCAACUUUAUAACUAAUGUGUGCCUGUUAUGUUGGACUGUUAAGGGUUAUGUUGGAGGCAAUUUUAUAACUAAUGUGUGUCUGCUAUGUUGGAUUGUUAACUGUUAUGUUGGAGGCAACAUUAUAGCUAACGUGUGCCUGUUAUGUUGAGCAGAUUCAAUUUUCUUAA